AUGGAACACCGAGUGGAAUUAAAGGCAGGAGAAGAGUUGAGAUUUGAAGUAGGCUUUGAUGAAAGUAUUAAAAUAAAAUUAGUGGAAGGAAAAGCUGAAUUUUUUGGUUCCGAAUUGGCUUUGAAUAGAGAUUAUAAUUUUAUUGGUGGAAGAAAUGGAGCAAUAUUUACAUAUCAUGGAGCAACAAUCGAAAUGGAGAGUUCUAAAGGAAAGGAUAAUAUUUCUAACUAUGUCGGAUCAGAAACACCAAUGAAGGAAUAUUUGGAAUUUCAUGAUAAAAUUAAUAUGGAGAGAGGACCUGUUAAUAAUCCUCCAAGAGUUCUUGUUGUUGGUCCUGCUGAUACAGGAAAAUCAUCAGUUGCUAAAAUUUUAGUUAAUUAUGCUGUUAGAGUUGGUAAAAAAGUGAUAUUUGUUGAUUUAGAUUGUGGUCAGAAUGAUAUUACAUUCCCUGGAACCAUCAGUAUGGUUGCUAAGAAUGCAUAUGAACCAAUUGAUAUUGAGGAUGAAUUCUCAUUAUGUUCUCCUUUAACUUAUUUCUAUGGUGAAACAACUCCUGAUAAAAAUGUUGAUCAUUUCAAAAAGAUUGUGGAACAAACUAAAAAGAUGAUUGAUAGGAAAUGUUCUGUUGAUCAAUUCUAUGAGGAAGGAGGAUUUAUUGUUAAUACAGGAAGUUGGGUUGACAGCUCUGGCAUUCAAUUGUUAUUAUAUAUUGUAAAAACUAUGCAAAUUAACCACGUAAUUGUUAUGGAUGAUGACAGACUUACAAAUAAUUUAAAGAAAGAUUUGAAAGAUACAAAAGCUGUUGUCACUCGUUUGAAGAAAAAUCCUGGUGUAAUUAAUAGAUCAAAAGAGCAAAGAACCACUGCAAAUCAACUUAAAACUAAGCAGUAUUUCUAUGGAAUGCAUAAAUCUUUGAGUCCUCACUCCAUAGUUGUAAGAUUUGAGGAUUUCACCCUUUGCAGAAUUGGUGGUGAAUGGCAGGCUCCAUUGAGUGCUUUACCAAUUGGUGCUAAAUCCAGUUAUAAUCCAGUUGAAGUUAAACAAGUUGACCAUAGUGAAAUCACCAAGUUCAGUAUCUUGGCUGUUUCUCUUGCAGAUAAAUUGGAAGAUGUUUUAACAAGAAAUAUUUAUGGAGUAAUCCAUGUAACAAAGAUUGACCAUGAAAAUAAGACAAUGACAAUUCUUUCUCCAUCCCCUGGUAAAGGACUUCCAGGCAAAUUUGUAAUUGCUGGCCACGUUUCUUGGCUUGAUACGUAA
Molecule: messenger RNA, 1257 nt
Organism: Naegleria gruberi
Lineage: Eukaryota; Heterolobosea; Eutetramitea; Acrasida; Naegleriidae
Exons: 1
Coding region: 1-1257 (418 amino acids)
Biological process (GO): tRNA splicing, via endonucleolytic cleavage and ligation
Cellular component (GO): nucleus
Molecular function (GO): polynucleotide 5'-hydroxyl-kinase activity
Source: RefSeq, a predicted model, not a curated record